This is a messenger RNA of Boleophthalmus pectinirostris (great blue-spotted mudskipper), 3138 nucleotides long. Its product is annotated as neuronal PAS domain-containing protein 3. Lineage: Eukaryota; Metazoa; Chordata; Actinopteri; Gobiiformes; Gobiidae. Gene Ontology annotation, molecular function: DNA-binding transcription factor activity, RNA polymerase II-specific; protein dimerization activity; RNA polymerase II transcription regulatory region sequence-specific DNA binding. The record is from RefSeq and is a predicted model, not a curated record. Gene Ontology annotation, biological process: regulation of transcription by RNA polymerase II.
AUGAUCAGGAUCUUCCCGGACUUCAGCGUGCAGGUGACGGCCUCGGCGGCGGGAGGAGCCGGUGGAGGGUCCGGCGUGUCUGGAGGAGGAGCGGCGGGGGGCGCGGUGUCCGGGAUGGUGAACGCCGCGUCAGGACCGCCUUUGGGCCGCGUGCCGGUGGUGCCAGGACCCGGUGCCACGAACGGGACUCCGCAGAGCGCGCAAGGACUGGGCGCGUAUCAGAGCGACCCCUACUGGGAGCGAGGUGCCAGUGCGGGCAGCUGCUCCGCCCCUCGACCCAAGACUCUGCAGCUGGGACAGCAGCACACCUCGUCUCCAUGGCUUCAGGCUCUGAGGAAGGAGAAGUCCAGAGACGCAGCUCGCUCUCGCAGAGGGAAAGAGAACUUUGAGUUUUAUGAGUUGGCAAAAAUGCUCCCUCUGCCUGGAGCCAUCACCAGUCAGCUGGACAAAGCGUCCAUCAUCCGUCUGACCAUCAGCUAUCUGAAGAUGAGGGACUUCGCCAACCAGGGAGACCCGCCCUGGAACCUGCGCAUGGAAGGACCGCCCCCCAACACGUCUGUCAAAGCGAUCGGAGCUCAGAGGAGGCGGAGCCAGAGCGUCGUGGCGUCUGACAUUUUUGAACCUCACCUGGGCAGCCACAUCCUGCAGUCUCUGGACGGGUUUGUUUUUGCUCUGAACAAAGAAGGACGAUUCCUCUACAUCUCAGAGACCGUGUCCAUCUACCUGGGACUGUCGCAGGUGGAGCUCACGGGCAGCAGCGUCUUUGAUUACCUGCACCCUGGGGACCACGUGGAGAUGGCCGAGCAGUUGGGGAUGAAGCUUCCUCCGGGUCGAGGCGUUUCUCUUCAGACCAGUGUCCAUGACGACGGGGCCUCCUCUGCCUCCUCCUCCUCCCACUCCGACUCCCCCGAACCAGUGGAGUCGACCAGCCCCAGCCUCCUGCCUCCAGACAACACGCUGGAGAGGUCCUUCUUCAUCCGAAUGAAGUCUACGCUCACCAAGAGAGGAGUACACAUCAAGAGCUCAGGAUACAAGGUGAUCCAUGUGACGGGGCGUCUCCGGAUCCGCAUGGCGCUCACUCACUCGCGGGCAGUGCCCGCUCAGGUCAUGGGCAUGGUGGUGGUGGCACACGCCCUGCCCCCACCCACCAUCAACGAAGUGAGGAUAGACUGCCAAAUGUUUGUGACCAGAGUCAACAUGGACCUCAAGAUCGUCUACUGCGAAAACAGGAUCAGUGACUACAUGGACCUGGCUCCCGGGGACAUUGUGGGGAAACGGUGUUAUCAGUUCAUUCACGCUGAAGACGUGGAGGGCAUCAGACAGUGUCACCUCGACUUGCUGAACAAAGGCCAGUGUGUGACUAAAUAUUAUCGGUGGAUUCAGAAAAAUAGCGGCUACAUCUGGAUCCAGUCGAGCGCCACCAUCGCCGUCAACGCCAAAAACAACAGCGACAAGAACGUCAUCUGGGUCAACUACGUGCUCAGUAACCCAGAGUACAAGGACACGCCCCUGGACCUGGCUCAGCUCCCGACGCUCCCAGAGAAGACCUCAGAGACCGAAGAGUCCGAGGAAUCUGAGACCGAGUUUAAGGAGGCCUCAGACAACGAGAAGUCGGAGGGAAAGGCCAGUCACCUCUCGGAGCACAGCGAGGAUCCCGAGGUCGAAGCCAAACGCCAAACGCACACCAGCCAAGUGCACUGUUCCUCUGAACCUGAGCCCAAACGCCCGGACCACGGAACCGAUGGGAACUCCAGCAACCCGGAGAGCCAGGAGAGCGACGAGAGCCCGGAAAACUCUGAAAACGAAGCAGAGGACACUGAAGAAUCACGCACUAGUACAGGGAGGCUGACGAGGAUAACGGGACUGGGAGCGCUCAGUGGGAUCGGAGCCAUCAGCGCGUUGGGAAGUUUAGGUGGACUUCACAUUAAAGUGGAACAUUACGGAGAGAGCGAAGAGUUACAGACACGAUUAGCAAACUCUUCAUCGUCCGAAGAGGAGGGAGGAGAAGAAGAGGAGAAUUUAAACGAGCAAGAAUCAGGUUUACAAGAGUGUGAGAGUAAACUCCAGAAACGCCGGAAACGCAGGAAAUCUCAGCAGAAGUGGGAACGCAGUCGCAGGAUUCGCUUGUCCACGGAUUCUCCCAGUCCGAUUCCUUUGGGCGAGAAUGCCACGUUAGCGGAGAAUUUAGCGACUUCGGCUAACUCUCCGACGAACUCCACAGCGAUGUCAGCUUCCUCUGUGCUGAAAAUCAAAACGGAAAUGGCAGAACCGAUAAACUUUGAUAACGACAGCAGCAUUUGGAACUACCCGCCGAACCGGGAGAUUUCCAGGAAUGAGCCGCCGUACAGCAUGACGGCGAAACCAGCGUCAACGAACAACAACGGAACGCCUGAAUCCUUCCCGUCGCCGCAGGGCCAGAGCGUCGCCAUUCCGGACUCGGUGCUGACUCCGCCCGGGAACGACGGAGGGGGCGGAGCUACUGUGCGGAAAACGGCAAGCUUUAACGGUAACUCCACGCCAUCGUCUUCAGCGAGCGUGACAAGUUUAGCUCCGCCCUCCAGCGUGUCCUCUGCAGAUCCGCUGUCUCCGCCUCUAUCGGCGUCUCCGCGGGACAAGCAGCAGACCACGCCCACUACGUCCUCCACCAGCCCCGCCUCUUCCUGUGCGAGCUCCGCCCCCUCUUCCUCUGGCCCCGCGGUGCUGUACUCCGGAGACCUGGAGGCGCUGCAACGACUUCAGGCCGGAAACGUGGUUCUUCCUCUGGUGCACCGAGUGAGUGGGACGCUGGCCCCGACGAGUACCAGCGCCAGAGUGUAUACCACCGGGACUAUCAGGUACGCUCCGGCCGAUGUGACUCUCGCGAUGGCGCAGGGAAACCUUUUGCCGAACGCCGCGGUGAACUUCGUGGACGGCUCUGGUUUUGGUUUGGACCCGAAAACGCCGAUGGAGAUGCUGUACCACCACGUGCACCGGCUCAACAUGUCUGCAGCCGCCGCUGGGCCAUUUGUGGGCGCGAGUACGAAUCCCGCCUCCGGGCAAGUCACGACGGCCGAGGGGCUUUUCUCCUCACUGCCUUUUCCUGUCUACAGCAACGGCAUCCACGCCACGCAGGGCAGCCUGGAGCGCAAGGAGGACUGA